Pieris macdunnoughi is the source of this 4909-nucleotide messenger RNA. NCBI's taxonomy places the organism in Eukaryota, Metazoa, Arthropoda, Insecta, Lepidoptera, Pieridae. The record is from the annotation of a GenBank genome assembly.
UGUUAUUGUAAUAUGUACAGCUGUCGAUCUCUUACGAUGCGGCGAAAACGAAAUUCAGUGCGACAAUGGAAAGUGCGUGCGUAAAGACUUCCGGUGCGACGGUGACAACGAUUGUGGUGACUGGACCGACGAGGACUCUUGCCCUCUUCUGCCUGGAAAUUGCAAAACCACCGAGUAUAAGUGCAACGACGGAAGAUGCAUUCCUAAGAGUUGGCGAUGCAACAUGGACAGAGACUGCACGGACGGUGACGACGAGCUCAACUGCGAAGCACUCGGAAUACGGAAUUGCACUGCAGAUGAGUUCACGUGUGAGGACAGGCGUUGCAUAUCGAAAACCUGGUUAUGCGACGGCGUCCGCGACUGCUCCAACGGUGAGGAUGAAACAAAUUGUGAAGUAAACUGCGAAGAAGACCAAUACAUGUGCAAAUUACAAACAAAAUCAGCAUUCCGUAACUGUGUGAACAGAAAACACGUCUGCGAUGGCAUGAAGGACUGUCCUCAGGGUGACGACGAAGAGAAAUGUCCAAAGAAGCGAAAAUGUUCCGGAAGAGAUAAAUGUGAGAGGGAGUGUAUCACCACACACGAUGGAAAACCGGCGUGUUCUUGCCCGAUAGGUUAUCUCCUGAAUGACGACGGUUACAGUUGCCGAGACAUCGACGAAUGUAUGUACGAGCAGGACCCAGUUUGCUCCCAGACGUGUUCCAAUACUCAAGGCAGCUUCCGAUGUGGAUGUAUGACAGGCUACGUACUGCGACCGGACGAACGUUCUUGUAAAGCAACCGGAGAAUCACCUACAUUGCUAUUUUCAAACAGUAUCGGUGUCCGUAAGGUGUGGUUAUCCGGAGACAAUUACGUGACAGUUCUAAAAGGACUGCACAAUGCAGUUGCUUUGGACUACCAUUAUAAAAAGAAAUUACUCUUUUGGACUGAAAACAACAUGAAGGUCAUUCGAGUGGCGCCCUUAGAGAGCAACAAUAUGACAGAUGUGAUACGAUGGGGAUUGGAAACACCAAGCGGGGUGGCGGUAGAUUGGAUUCACGAUCUUCUCUUCUGGACGGAUUCGGGGACGCGAAGAGUUGAAGUGGCAACGUUGAAUGGAUUACAGCGGGCGGUUUUAGCGGCCAGUGAUUUGGACAAACCCAGGGCCGUCGCUGUACAUCCAGGAGACGCUCUCGUAUUCUGGACGGAUUGGGGGCCAAAUCCUAAAAUCGAGCGGGCUGAUAUGGACGGCAGUAGACGUAAGAGCGUCAUCGUGGACGAAAUCUUUUGGCCCAACGGUCUCACUAUUGACUACACGGAGUCCAAGAUAUAUUGGGCAGAUGCAAAACACCACGCUAUCGAAAAGGCUUCGUUUGAUGGCAGAGAUAGGAAACGGAUAACAAGCAAAGGUGUACCUCAUCCCUUCGCACUUACGGUAUUCGAAGACGCCAUCUACUGGACAGACUGGCACACCAAGAGCAUAUCGACUAUCAAUAAGAAAACCGGCAUGGGCAUGCAGACAAUACACGCGAGCUUACAAGUGCCCAUGGACAUACAGAGUUUCCACCCUUUACGACAGUCGACCACCUACAAGAACCGUUGCGGCUCAAACAACGGCGGCUGUUCACAUCUUUGUCUCCCAAACAGUAACGGCUGCACUUGUCGAUGCCCGAUCGGCUUUAAUCUUAAAUCUAACGGUCGCACGUGUGAAGAUACGCCUGAAAAAUUGUUAUUGUUUGCAAGAAGAAAAGAUAUAAGACUGAAACUUCUCAAUCCACGUAAGCAGGUGGACUCUUUGGACAUGGUAAUCCCGGUGGAUUCGAUCAAAUCGGCGGUCGCUCUCGACUGGGACCACGCCCGGAAGAGAAUAUUCUGGACGGACGUGGAAAAAGACACCAUAAAUAGAGCUUACCUUAAUGGAUCGAAUCAGACUGUAGUCGUGAGCACAAAUUUAAUAUCACCGGCCGGAUUAGCCUACGAUUGGAUAACAGACAAGUUGUACUGGACAGAUGCAGGCACUAAUAGGAUAGAGGUUUCCAACUCAAACGGUACCAUGAGAAAUCUCCUGGCUUGGGAAAACAUUGACAAGCCACGAGACAUCGUGGUCGACCCUAAAGGUGGCGUAAUGUACUGGUCAGAUUGGGGUCUAAACCCGUGCAUAGAGAAGGCAGACAUGGAUGGUGGUAAUCGAAGGCGCUUGAUAUUCGGGGAUAUGACGUGGCCCAACGGCCUGGCUCUGGACUUGGCGAACAAUCGAAUUUACUGGACUGACGGCAACCGCACCAUUGAAUAUGCAAACCUUGAUGGCACCGGCCGUGCUGUAUUAAUUGGUCAACACCUCCCACACCCCUUUGGACUCGACCUCUACGGUGACGAAGUAUUCUGGACGGACUGGGAUACGAACUCUAUACAAGCUGCGAAUAAGUUCACCGGAAAGAACCGCAGAACGCUGGGUGCAGGCGUCGAAGGACUGAUGGACGUUAGGGUGUUCCAUAAGGACAGGAAGGGUGGGAGUAACCGUUGUAGCAGAAAUAAUGGUGGAUGUUCACAUCUCUGCCUUUUGAAACCCAACGGAAGAACGUGUGCGUGUCCUACGGGAGUUAAACUUAUGGAGGACGGUAAAAGAUGCGCGGACGGCCCAGUGAAUUUCCUGAUAUUCGCUCAUCGCCUCGACAUUCGUUUCGUCUCCUUCGAUGUCCCGUACCUGGUCGAUGUCGUGUUCCCAUUCCGAGGACUCAAAAAUGUUCUUGGAGUCGAUGUCGAUCACCAGACUGGUCUUAUUUACUGGACGGAUACGGCGGAGCGGGUUAUUCGUCGUGGGGAUAGAUUUGGCUCCCAGAUCAAGACUAUCAUCACCCGAGGACUGCAGACAGCUGACAGCCUAGCCGUCGACUCUACUGGUAGGAAGAUCUAUUGGACUGACGGAGGUCGAAACAGCAUUGAAGUAGCGGAACUAGAUGGCUCUAAUCGGAAAGUGCUCGUGUGGACAGGAUUAGAUUCUCCUCGCGGCAUCGCUUUACAUUACGAACGAGGCUACAUGUUCUGGUCUGACUGGGGAACAGAGGCUAAGAUUGAAAGAGCUGACAUGGACGGAACUCAUAGGCGUGUAAUUGUAUCCCAAAGUGUGGAAUGGCCCAAUGGUCUAGCCGUAGAUCGCUUAGAAAACCGAAUCUACUGGAACGACGCUAAAGCAAACACUAUCGAGAGCGCGGACUUCAAUGGAUGGGCCCGAAAGACUAUUCUUAGUAAUGUGCCAUAUCCGUACGGCAUCGUUAUUGUGGGACAGUACAUCUAUUGGACUGACUGGAAAACUAAGGCUCUGCAUAGAGCCGAUAAGAACAACGUGCAGGACCAGAUCAUUAUACGCGAGAAUCUCGAGGGACUGAUGGAUAUUAGAGCGAUUCAAAGUGACUACAAGCUAGAAAAUGUCUGUGGCACAAACAAUGGCGGAUGUUCACAUCUCUGUCUACGAAACUCUCGAGGGUUCUCCUGCGCAUGUCCCACUGGAUUGCUCUUUGAGAACGACACGACACCGGAGCCCAAGAUGUGCAAGAAGCACCCGGAGAACUUCCUCACGUUCGCCACCCGUACCAGCAUGACGAUAAUUUCCCUCGACACGCCCGAGUUGAAAGAUAUCAAUAUUCCCGUACAACAGAUGGAGAGCUCUAUAGCGAUCGACUUUCAUUGGGAUAAGAAACUUAUAUUCUACACUGAUGUUAAGCUUCAUGAGAUCCGGACAUUGAAUAUGGAAAACAUGACAGAAAACAAAAUGAUAGUGAACACGACCCUGGAGACACCGAACGGUCUCGCCGUGGACUGGAUCGCUGACAAUUUGUACUGGACCGACAAUAAAUAUAAGGUGGUGGAGGUGGCUAAGCUGGACGGAAGUUGUAGAAAAGUCUUAAUAUCAGGCCUCGAUGAACCGCGAUCUGUUGCUGUGUUUCCAGCGAAAGGUUACUUAUACUGGAGCGAUUGGGGAGAGAAUCCUAGCAUAGAAAGAGCGGCGUUGGACGGAACCACGAGGAAAAUUAUCGUCGACCAUGAUCUAGGUUUUCCGAAUGGACUAACCAUUGACUACGUAGAACGCAGAUUAUACUGGACUGACGCCUUGAAGAAUAGGAUCGAUACUUCUGACCUGAACGGCCUUCAUCGCGUUCAACUUGUGCCAGAUGCAAAGAACCCUUUCGGAAUGACCCAGUUUGGCGAAUUCAUCUAUUGGACGGAUUGGAACAAAAAGGCCGUGAUGCGCGCAGAAAAGAACACAGGAAAGAACGUGACAGCAGUUAGCUCAAAUUUUGAAAUGGCCAUGGAGAUAAAGGCAGUGUCACACCAGCGACAGCACGGCUGGAACCCGUGCAUGGAGGACAAUGGCGGGUGCACACACUUCUGCUUCUUCAAAGGGCACGACUACGUGUGUGCUUGUCCCGACCACUCCGACGUCGUUUGUUCUACAACACCGAAACAGAAGGUGGAACUCCGUAUGCCCUCCCACUACCCACCUAACUACGAUUACAUGGACUACGAACAUAUCGAGUUGGCUACUCCCGCUCCAGAAUCACAAUCUCACACCGGAGCCAUCUUCAUCGGGGCCUCUGUUGUGGUCAUCAUCAUCAUCGGAGCUAUGGCUAUUGGCUUUGUUUGUCUCCGAGUGCUCAAGGACCGUGACGGCGAAUUGAAAGAAACCCACCGAGACCCGAGCUGCCCUAUCACUUUUCACAAUCCGAAUUAUGAACAAACGAAUUCAGAAGGAAAAAAGAGUUACCGCCUCCAGGAAAUCUACAAAUACGAUAAACAGGAGAAUCGCGUAACAAACGUGUACAUCCAGGAAGGGACUAGCCUCUUGGCGGCGCCUUCUUCCCAGGAAGACUUGCCAGUCAGGCCGCCCACACACAACGACUUUGAACCCGUCACCUUACACACGUUUGCGUAA